CCCUUCCUUCCCAGAAGUUCAAAUUUUCCUUUUCUCCUCACUCCUCCCUUCUUCUCUUUGUUCCAGUACCGCGCUAGUAUAACUUUGUGAAAUAAUAAUAAAGAGCUCGCGCAAAAGCUACUUCAUUUAGUAUUUGUUUGGAUUAUUGGAAAUAGUAAGAACCCAUAAUUUAUUGGAGUACCAUGUACCAUCCGAUAUCCGCUGAACUCCCACCGGCGAAUAGUUCCGGUGAAUUUCCGGCUUAUCGAGGGAGCUGCAGCUUCAGUAGCCUUGUGCCCUGCUUAACCGAAACCUGGGGCGACUUGCCUCUUAAGGUCGACGACCCGGAAGACAUGGUAAUUUACUGGAUUUUACGGGACGCCGUUAACGUUGGAUGGAGCCCGUUUAAUUUGACAGCUUCUAGUGACGUCAGCGUUGACGUUAGAGUUAAAGCUGAGCCGAGUGAUGCGACGGAGCCGGCUACCACUUCGCCUGCUGCUGAUCACUGUUCGGCUCCGCCUCCUGCGGCCGCCGGAGCGGCGCAACCGAAAGGUAGGCAUUUCAGGGGCGUGAGGCAACGGCCGUGGGGAAAGUUCGCGGCUGAGAUCAGGGACCCGUCUAAGAAUGGCGCCAGGGUUUGGCUUGGUACUUAUGAGACGGCUGAGGAAGCGGCGUUGGCUUACGACAGAGCGGCUUAUAGGAUGAGGGGUUCAAAGGCUCUAUUGAAUUUCCCUCACAGAGUUGGCUUGAACGAGCCGGAACCGGUUAGGGUGACAGCUAAGAGAAGGUCGCCUGAGCAGGCUGCCUCAUCAUCGUCAUCUGUUUCAUCGGCUUCGGAAAGCGGCUCCCCCUCGCCAUCGCCCAAGCGGAGGAGGAAAGUUGUUGCGGCUGAACUUUCAGCCGAGCCCGAGCCCGAAGUUGAGAGCCAAUCGAAUGCGUAUCGAGUAAAUUGUCAAAAGACGCAUGUGCCAGUUGGCGAGCAGCUACUGAGUUCUACUGUUUUGUCUCCUCACACUUGAAGCGUACCGUCUCAAAGCAAAUAUGACGUGGUCUAGAAUCAUGCGCAAGGGCGGCCAUAUUCUCGUCUGCUUUUUGCGAGUUGACACGCGCACACGUGUAGCGCAGGAAAACCGCGACCUGAUACGCCCACCCAUAACCUACAACGAACAGAAUGAAAGAGCAAACACACAGGCAUUUGGAUCAAUUGGCGUAGCGGAAUGAAAGGCUGCGCUGUCUUGUAGGCUCUAACAAAAUGAACAUUCAGUAAAUUUGUUGCUAAAAUUGUUGAUCAGUUUGAUGACAUUAAAGAGUCAUCUCAAGGAGAUGUUAAUAUAAUGGUUAAGGUUAAAAUUCUAAAAGUUAGAGGUCCUGAUUCAAUUCCGCUCCAGCUCCCUCUACUUUCUAAUUUUGUGCAUACACUUUCAUAAGGGUGAAAGUAUAUAUAUAUCGUUUGUAUAAAUAAGAUUUGCUCUUAUAAUC
Coffea arabica (coffee) is the source of this 1458-nucleotide messenger RNA. Its product is annotated as ethylene-responsive transcription factor 2. Gene Ontology annotation, molecular function: DNA binding; DNA-binding transcription factor activity. Gene Ontology annotation, biological process: ethylene-activated signaling pathway; regulation of DNA-templated transcription. Lineage: Eukaryota; Viridiplantae; Streptophyta; Magnoliopsida; Gentianales; Rubiaceae. The record is from RefSeq and is a predicted model, not a curated record.